AUGCGAAGAACCCUAACCAAAACCCUAAGGGUUUCUAGGUCGGAUAUAAGGAAGUGGUUCAUUAAGCAGCACGAUAAAGGCAACGACAGCGCUGCGCCCAAACCCACCAAGCCCCCGGAGAAACCCUCGGCUCCUUCUGCCAUCGAGAAACCUGUUGAACGAGGUCAAGAGAGGAGGAAAACCAGCAAGUAUUUUGCGAAUUCUGACUGUUCUAAAGAACAGGCGGCUAAAGCUGUUAAAGAUGAGGUUAUGACCGAGAAAACUACCCCGGCGAAGAGGAAGACCACACAGAAGAGUGGGGAGGAUGUGAAACCCACGCUGGUGAAAAAGAUCCGUAAGGUAGAAGAAGAUGAUGAUGACUUUGAACCGCCAUCCAGCGAGAAGAAGAAGGUCGUUGAGGCUAAGCCGCCCAAGAAACCAAUUGUGAAGAAAUCUGUUGUUAUGGAUGAAAGUGAUGAUGACAAUGAAGAAGUCGAGGAGAAAGAGGUAAAGACGCCGACGAAAUCGGGUGGGAGAGGCAGAGGCGGGAGGGGAAGGGGAAGAGGAGGAGGGGGAAGGGGUGGGUUCAUGAAUUAGGGGAGGAAAGAUCCACCACAUAAAGGGGAGAAGGAAAUUCCGGAGGGUGCUCCUGAAUGCUUGGCUGGCCUUACAUUCGUUAUAAGCGGCACACUUGAUAGUUUGGAACGGGAGGAAGCGGAGGAUUUGAUUAAACGGCAUGGUGGGCGGGUUACUGGGUCUGUCAGCAAGAAAACUAAUUUUCUUUUAGCUGACGAAGAUAUUGGUGGAAAGAAAUCAGCCAAAGCCAAGGAGCUGGGUACCAAGUUUUUAACUGAAGAUGAAUUGUUUGGCAUGAUUCGAAAAUCAAAGCAUGCAAAAGCUCCAGUAAAAGAAGACCUAACAAAGAAACAUGAAGAGAAGGCAAACAAGUCUCAUAUAAAGAGCAGUCCUAUGAAGGUAAAGGUCGAAGGAAUUAUGCUUGGAGUUUUCGAAGACAACAGGUUCAAGUCAGAAUCGAAAAAAGCAUCACUUAAGUCUGUAGAUAUUAUUGGCUUUGGUUCCGGGCCAUAUUUGGAUAACAAGCUCAAAUUUGCAAGUGAUGUUUGCUCUGGAGUGAUUUUCGGAAAAGAGCUAGUAAAUGCACUAGCCAAUGUACUUACACCUGGUGCACUAGCAGACGAGACUUUCAGGUUCUGCAGCGACACUUGGGGCAGCAAAAGCAAUUGGACAAAUUAA
Molecule: messenger RNA, 1233 nt
Organism: Asparagus officinalis (garden asparagus)
Lineage: Eukaryota; Viridiplantae; Streptophyta; Magnoliopsida; Asparagales; Asparagaceae
Product: replication factor C subunit 1-like
Cellular component (GO): nucleus
Molecular function (GO): DNA binding
Source: RefSeq, a predicted model, not a curated record